Neltuma alba is the source of this 465-nucleotide messenger RNA. RefSeq lists its product as uncharacterized. The transcript has a single exon. Gene Ontology annotation, molecular function: nucleic acid binding; RNA-DNA hybrid ribonuclease activity. The record is from RefSeq and is a predicted model, not a curated record. NCBI's taxonomy places the organism in Eukaryota, Viridiplantae, Streptophyta, Magnoliopsida, Fabales, Fabaceae. The coding region runs from base 1 to 465 and encodes 154 amino acids.
AUGCAUGAGGAGGAAUUUAUAUUAUUGAAUCAUGCAGUAGAAGUUAUUCGAUCCUAUAUCAGCAAUUAUCAGCAAAAAUGGGAUGGUAAUAGUUUGGAGGUGAUAAGAAGCACCACAAUAAUGGUCACUUGGGAGGCACCACAAUCUGGGCGGUGCAAACUAAAUGUGGAUGGGAGGGUGUCUUGUGAUGGAAUAGCAGGUUGUGGAGGAGGUAUAAGGGGAGACUAUGAGGAAUGGCUAAGUAGUUUUUCAGUUCGAUUAAAUAAUUAUAGCUCCGUGAAAGCCGAAACAUGGGCAGUCCUUGAAGGUCUAAUAUUAUGCUUGGAUAGGGGGUUCAAAAAAGUCAAAGUGGAGACAGAUGUUGCACAGAUCACUCGAGCUAUGCUAUUUAAUGACCCGGUAAUCGGAAAUGUGCAAUUAUUCACAAGGAUUAGGAUGAUGCUGGAAAAGAAGUGGCAAGUGUAG